Athene cunicularia (burrowing owl) is the source of this 2080-nucleotide messenger RNA. RefSeq names its product ankyrin repeat domain 16 (gene ANKRD16). Gene Ontology annotation, molecular function: protein binding. The coding region runs from base 623 to 1087 and encodes 154 amino acids. The record is from RefSeq and is a predicted model, not a curated record. Lineage: Eukaryota; Metazoa; Chordata; Aves; Strigiformes; Strigidae. The transcript has 6 exons.
UUAGACACAGCUCCUGAGGCUCCUGAGCAGGGGCGAGAGGCCGGAGAUGAUGCUGGAGCUGCAGAGGGAAAUCAUGUCCAGAUGAACCGCUGUCUCAAUGAGUUUACAUCCCAGGGGUGUGGAUAUGAGCACAUUAACCCGUGACCGGUCCAGCUGCCUUCCUGGCACACUUAUCCCUGGAGAGAUGAUGGGUAAUUUUCUCCCUCGUGCAAUUUUUUUUUUUCGGGUUGAUUCCUUAAGCUUUGCUGCUUCAUAUAUCCGUAGCCUGAGGCAAGAGAGCGGGGGAGAUGUAAUUAGAGGAAGUGGAGUGCAACAGUGGAUCUGAGCACUGCAGCUUUCUUGUGUCUCUGUUGCUGUUAAAGGAUGUAAUCGUGUUGCUUGGGGUGUUUUUUCUUAGCAUAGCUUGGUUUUGGGGUUUGUUUGUUGUUUUUUUUUUUAAAGUCUCCAUUUCAAAAAUCCUUUCCACAGUGUGACUCUGCCUGUAUUUACAUCAGGUCAGGUGAAGGGGUGAUAAACGGGCAGCGAGCAGAAGCAAACGGCCAAGAUCUGGGAGGAUGGGAACCCCUCGUUGGGCUUUUAAAGAGCAUCUAUUGUGCAGCUGCGUCUGAAGGUUAUUGCUGCAAUGCACGGCUGUUUUGACGCUGUGGAGCUGCUCCUGGAGCUGUGCCAGUACAAGCCCGACAGCAGAGAUAAAUGUGGAGUCACUCCCUUUAUGGAUGCUAUCCAGAACGGGCAUGUCAACAUCGCCCGGCUGCUUCUGGAGAAACACCAGGCCUGUCCUUUAGCCGUGGACGCUCUGGGUGCUCAAUCUCUGCACCGGGCAGCUGUUACAGCCCAGGAUGAAUCCAUCCAGUUCCUCGUCUCCGAGCUGGGUGUCAGUGUCAACGAGAGAGUGACGGCCCUACAACUCACAGCACUGCACUAUGCAGCCAAGGAAGGACACACGGGCACCAUCCAGACGCUGCUGUCCCUCGGUGCUGAUGUCCACGCGAAGGAUGGGAAGAACCGUUCCGGGCUGAACUUCACCCCUUCUUUUGCAGCACCCAGCACAUCCAAACAGCUGAGGCCGCAGCUCCCUGAAGCAUAACCGUCCAAGGAAGGUGCCCGUGGACCACUGCUCAAUGACCUCUGGUGACUUGUGUGGCUGGAACCAGCUGGAGCCUGCCCAGCUCUUUGCUGGGAUGUUUCCCUAGAGUGAACAUCCUCCAGGAGAAGAUACACCUGGAUCGUUGAGUUGUAUAACGCUUAAUGGACCUGCUCUCCACAAAUCUCUUUAAGUGGCCACCUCCUUGGGUAGCCCCUAGAGAAGCUGAGUGUGGUGCAGUGUGAGUGAGCCCUUGGUGACUUUUCCUUCAUCAGGUUUCAGCUGCAGAAGACAAGUGCAGGGAGUCUUCAAGCUACAUCGACCUCUUACAUCCUUUUUGUGGCCCCGGCCUGAUCCCAAAGCCCUCUUGAAAUCAAUAGUAAGACCUCAACCUUGCAAUGGCCUCAUGGGUCUUUGGAUCAGACUAAAAAAGAGCUAUUUGUUAUUCCAGACAGUCUUGCUUGACACUUCUCACCACUUAUGAACUUUAUAAACCAAAAAAAUCUGCUUUUUGAAGUGUAUAGGGAAAUGGCUUUAUAUUUCGUGUAGUCAGUAAGUCUCUAACAGCCCGGACUACACAUAAAGGUAAGAGCUGGUGGAGCUGUUUGGUUUAUUUGUGUGCAUCUGGAAUUAUAAAUAUGGUUUUGCGUAGAAACACGGCACUCCCCUCUCUAUAUGUAAUGUCAAGAUGUAAAAACCAACAGGAUCCUGCAGUUCUGGCGAUAGCAGAGGCUAAAAAUCAGACACCUCUGUAACUGAGCAAGCAAACAAGUUUUGCUCUGCCCCAGCUGUGGUGCUCAUGUUGUGGUUUGAUGCCCAACCCACCCAUGUGCUCCCGGGUGGGUUUAAAACAAUGCUGAGCUCCUAUUUGAGUGAGAAAUUCCCCCCUCCCCGUGGUCCCCGGAGCAGAAUUUGCCGUGAUGAUCCUAAGCCAGAGCAACGACAGUGCCACGCUCCUCUCGAGUUCAACAGCCUUUAGAGCAGGGUUGGGGCCUC